GUCAUUAACGACUGGUAUUGUCACAGCAUAUUUAGAAAGACUUGGGGCUUAAUUCGGAAUAGACGCUUAGUUGCUGUUCUACCUAGAACUCUUUGUAAUUAAAGACUUCAAUUUAUAAAGAAUUGGUCUUUCUGUUGAAAUAGCUGAAAUUUUUUAGUGCAAGAAGUGGUUAUUAGAGAAAAAGUGAGUCACGAAGAAAUAAAGAUGAGUAAGAGCAAAGAUGAUGCUCCUCAUGAACUAGAGAGCCAGUUUAUCUUACGCCUACCUCCGGAGUAUGCCUCUACUGUGAGGCGGGCGGUACAGUCUGGUCAUGUCAACCUGAAGGACAGACUGACAAUUGAGUCACACCCUGAUGGGCGUCAUGGAAUUGUCAGAGUGGACCAGGUCCCAUUGGCAUCAAAAUUGGUAGAUCUGCCAUGUGUUAUGGAAAGUUUGAAAACCAUCGAUAAAAAAACCUUUUACAAGACAGCUGAUAUCUCUCAGAUGCUUGUCUGUACAGUUGAUGGUGAUCUCUAUCCUCCUGUUGAGGAACCAGUUGCCACUGCUGAUCCCAAAGCAAGCAAGAAAAAGGAUAAGGACAAAGAGAAAAAGUUUAUAUGGAACCAUGGAAUUACUCCGCCUCUAAAAAAUGUCAGAAAGAGAAGGUUCCGUAAGACAGCAAAGAAGAAAUAUAUUGAGUCUCCAGAUGUGGAAAAAGAAGUAAAGCGGUUGCUGAGCACAGAUGCUGAGGCUGUCAGUACCCGUUGGGAAAUAAUUGCCGAAGAUGAAACAAAAGAAGCAGAAAAUCAAGGCCUUGAUAUCUCUUCCCCAGGAAUGUCUGGCCACAGGCAGGGCCAUGACUCAUUAGAACAUGAUGAGCUUCGGGAGAUAUUCAACGAUCUCAGCAGCAGCAGUGAAGAUGAAGAUGAGACACAGCAUCAAGAUGAAGAAGAUAUAAACAUCAUUGACACUGAGGAAGAUCUGGAAAGGCAGCUACAGGACAAGCUAAAUGAGUCAGAUGAACACCACCAAGAAAACGAGGGAACUAAUCAGCUGGUUAUGGGAAUUCAGAAACAGAUUGAUAACAUGAAAGGCAAGCUCCAAGAGACCCAGGACAGGGCAAAGCGACAGGAGGAUCUCAUCAUGAAAGUGGAAAAUCUGGCUCUCAAGAACAGAUUUCAGGCUGUGCUGGAUGAACUGAAACAAAAGGAAGACCGAGAAAAGGAGCAGCUCAGCUCUUUGCAAGAAGAGCUAGAAUCACUCCUAGCGAAGUGAGGAGAGUUUUGAUACUUAAUUUCAUUCCUGACAGUGGUCAGCCUUGAAAGAAAAACUUUGUUUUCAUCACCUGGACUAGAUAGUCAAACUUUGCAGUAGUUCCCAGUUUUCUCCACUGCCUUCUAUUGGAUUUGUUUUAUAAUUGUGAAUUUCUAUCUCAUUUGUUUUUUGGAACCACUUUGGUGGGUGUUUGUCCUGUAGUAAGUAGGAAUGUAUAGACAGAUAAACGUAGGGAAGUUGUAGGAUUAGUGGAGUGAACAGUUCAGUUUGGUAAUUAAUCACAGCUUCACUGCAGGACUUUGCUGCUGUUUCUCCGUUUACCAGAAGCUGCCAUUGCUACUCUGUGAUGCCAUCUGAGAUAAAUUAGUAGAUUCUAGUUUGGUGGCAGUGAAGUUUGUUUACAUACGUUUUCCCAUGCUGUAGCUAUUUUCCCAGUUAUUCAAAGCAGUUUUCCACAUUUUGCAUUGCAAAUCAUUUCAUAAAGUUGUUUUAACAAUAAAUAAAAGCAAGUAAUUUUCACCUUAAA
Molecule: messenger RNA, 1780 nt
Organism: Mesoplodon densirostris (Blainville's beaked whale)
Lineage: Eukaryota; Metazoa; Chordata; Mammalia; Artiodactyla; Ziphiidae
Product: transcription initiation factor TFIID subunit 7-like
Exons: 1
Coding region: 205-1254 (349 amino acids)
Biological process (GO): regulation of transcription by RNA polymerase II; RNA polymerase II preinitiation complex assembly; transcription initiation at RNA polymerase II promoter
Cellular component (GO): transcription factor TFIID complex
Molecular function (GO): RNA polymerase II general transcription initiation factor activity
Source: RefSeq, a predicted model, not a curated record